AUGAAGUUUUUCAUUUUAUUUUCAUUUUUUCUCCUGCACUUUACACAGACUUCCAGCUAUUCCUUUUGCCCGGAUGGGUUUACCGAACUCAAUGGUUACACCUGUAUACAGGUGAGCGCAAAUAAAAAAAGUUCGUAGAUGCAUUGGCCGCAUGUCAAAUGUUCUCCGGUGGGAGUUUGGUGUCAAUUCAUAAUUCGAUUGACAACAGAGCACUUGUUCAAUCUUCAAUCUCAUACGAUCCUAAAUGGAUCGGGCUGAUCUGCAGUGACGCCAACAAGCCAUGCAACUGGACGGACCAUAGUUCCGACACCUCCAACUAUAACAACUUUGAUGCAGGAAACCCGAAUUUGUAUGCCGGAAAUUACACGUUGAUGGCGCAAUCGGGCAGCGCGGCUGGAAAGUGGGUGUCCGCUGAUGAUUUUUCGCAGUUUAGAUAUAUUUGUGAAGUUGCAGACGACCACCGCCGCCAUAUCCACCAGAGCACCUGCAACGACGCCCGAAGCUCCAGGACGUUGUCCAGCGGGAUCCUCAAGUCUCAAUGACAUUACUUGUGUUAAGUUAUUCGAUACGCCGAUGAUCUUCCAGGGUGCAAACCUUGUGUGUAGGAAUAUUAGUGGCGGAGGCAACUUGGUUUCAAUUCAUAGUGCAGAGGACAACACGGCGCUCUUGAACCUUGCUGCCCUCAACAAUAAGACCAAAACAAUUUGGCUCGGCUUGACCUGCCAAUCUCCGUCACCUUCCUCCUGCGAAUGGACUGAUGGCUCUGGAACAACUAGCAACUAUAACAACUUUACUAGCGGAUAUCCAAAACCUGUUAGAGGACCGCGCGGCUACAUGUGGGCCUUGGGAAGUGAUAUAGGGAAGUGGUUCUCGUCGGAUGAAGACUACUCCACUCACAGCUUCUUUUGCGAAGUGCCCAAAUCAAGUAAUGUGUCGGCUGCUGAAACUCCGCUAAUUUUGAUUUUUCACUUUUGCUACUCAGUAAACACAUACUUGCUCAGUGAACCUGACGCCCGGGAAUUCUGCCUGAGCCUUUCAGAAGACUUGGUGUCAAUUCACUCCCAGGCUGAGAACGACUUCAUCCAGUCCUUGAUCAGCAAUACGGUGAUUGAUGAGUUUAGAACUGGAGCUGCUACUGAUGGAGUAGGAAAAUAUUGGGUUGACGGGAGCUUCUUCGAUUAUUCCAACUUUGGGUAUUUUGGCACAAACCUCGGAAAAUGCUCAAGCCUGUCGAUGAGUGGGAGUGUGGUUUCGAAGGGGCAAUGGUUGAGCAAUGACUGUAGCAAUAAGAUUCCAUUUAUCUGCAAGCAUCCAAAGCAUUUUUCAACGCCAGCACCUUAUGUCUCUGGGCAAUGUAAUGAAACUCAGUUUUUAUCUGGAAAAGGAACGUUCUACUCUCCGAACUACUCUUAUGGCUUUUCCGGCUACCCAAAUCCGUGCACCUACCUAAUCACUGAGCCUCCAGGAACCAUUGCUCAGCUUCGAUUCGCGGAGCUACACCUUCCAUUGGGACGGACAAUAGUUCUCUACUCAGGAAUAGAUGAAACAAAGCCACUUGCUAUAGUUACCGAAAACACUUUCGAGGUCUAUAGCUCUACUACAAACGUGCUUAGAGUCGUGUUCAACUGUCCGUUAACUACUAUUGACAAUUACAUUUGGGCAGUAAACUAUGGAACUGAUCUUUCUUGA
Molecule: messenger RNA, 1689 nt
Organism: Caenorhabditis elegans
Lineage: Eukaryota; Metazoa; Nematoda; Chromadorea; Rhabditida; Rhabditidae
Source: the annotation of a RefSeq genome assembly